AAUAUCCUCCCGUUGACAUUUCUUACCAAAUGUUUGUUGUUAGCACAACAUGUUGGAGUUGGGGCAUUUGAGGUAAUAGAGCAAAACGUAAAAUUUAUUUAAGUCCGAAACUUGGCUGAGGCCAAGAUGUCUCGGAUGUUGAGACUUCUCUCAGCGGCUGUUGUGCCUUUUUGUCGAACUGGGGGAGUCCGAGCUCGCACAUUCGGUUCUGGAAACCUCUUAGUACUGGAUCAUGGAUUUUUUGGUCAACAUAAAACAAAUAUCCUUUCUUGUCAGAGAUAUCGGUUAGCUCAGCGUCGGCUCUAUUCCACUGAACCAAAAGAUGGAAAAGGAGGCGGAGCAGGAGGAGGACGACCAGGUGGUGGAAAGAGAGGCGGGGGAGGGAAGGACUGGUGGAGUCGGAUGCAGAAGGGCGACUUUCCCUGGGACGAGAAGGAUUUCCGAUACGUGGUGAUAGGUGCUGCUGGAGUCACCUCAGUACUGCUCUACCUUUACUUCAGAGACAGCGGCCGAGAGAUCAGCUGGAAGGACUUUGUUCACCGUUACCUGGGAAGAGGCCUGGUUGAUCGAUUGGAAGUUGUUAACAAACAGUUUGUCAGAGUUAUCCUUGUACCAGGAGCUGAUACUGAAGGGAGUUAUGUUUGGUUCAACAUUGGGAGUGUUGAUACUUUUGAGAGGAACCUUGAGGCUGCACAUAUGGAGCUUGGGCUGGAGCCAUCUCACCGGGCUGCUGUCAUCUACAGCUCUGAGAGUGAUGGGUCUUUUCUGAUGAACAUGAUUCCUACUCUGUUGCUGAUUGGAUUUUUGCUGUUCACAUUACGACGUGGUCCAAUGGGAGGAGGCGUUGGUGGUGGAAGGAGCCCCUUUAGCAUGAGUGAAUCAACAGCCAAGAUGAUGAAAGACAACAUAGAUGUUAAAUUCAAGGAUGUGGCGGGCUGUGAGGAAGCAAAGCUUGAGAUCCUGGAGUUUGUAAACUUCCUGAAAAACCCACAGCAGUACCAGGACCUUGGAGCCAAGAUCCCUAAGGGUGCAGUGUUGUCUGGCCCCCCUGGGACGGGAAAGACUCUGCUUGCCAAAGCCACAGCAGGAGAGGCCAAUGUCCCCUUCAUCACAGUCAAUGGCUCAGAAUUCCUAGAGAUGUUUGUGGGAGUCGGUCCAGCCAGGGUGAGGGACAUGUUUGCCAUGGCAAGGAAGAAUGCACCGUGCAUCCUUUUCAUUGAUGAGAUUGAUGCUGUGGGAAGAAAGAGAGGCGGAGGGAACUUUGGGGGUCAGAGUGAACAGGAGAACACGCUAAACCAGCUGCUAGUGGAAAUGGAUGGUUUUAACACAGCUACUAAUGUGGUGGUACUUGCUGGAACCAACAGGCCUGACAUCCUGGACCCUGCUCUGAUGAGACCGGGACGCUUUGACAGACAAAUUUACAUCGGUCCUCCGGACAUUAAAGGCAGGGCUUCCAUCUUCAAAGUGCACCUGCGACCCAUCAAACUCGAUCCCAGUUUGGAUAAAGAUGCUCUUGCCAGAAAAAUGGCAGCUGCCACACCAGGAUUUACUGGUGCUGACAUUGCUAACGUGUGCAAUGAAGCAGCUCUGAUUGCUGCCAGGUACCUGAGCCCAGCUGUCACCCCAAAGCACUUUGAGCAGGCCAUCGACCGAGUCAUCGGAGGCCUGGAGAAGAAGACCCAGGUCCUGCAGCCUGCUGAGAAGAAGACUGUAGCUUAUCAUGAAGCCGGCCAUGCCAUUGUUGGCUGGUUCCUGCAACAUGCUGACCCCUUGCUAAAGGUGUCAAUCAUUCCACGGGGGAAGGGUCUCGGUUAUGCUCAGUACCUCCCAAGAGAGCAGUACCUUUACACCAAAGAACAGCUGUUUGACAGGAUGUGCAUGAUGCUGGGUGGCCGCGUGGCUGAGGAGGUCUUUUUUGGCCGGAUAACGACGGGGGCUCAGGAUGACUUGAAGAAGAUCACACAGUCUGCUUACGCUCAGGUGGUGCAAUUCGGGAUGAGUGACAAGGUGGGCCAGGUUUCGUUUGACCUCCCCCGGCAGGGUGAGAUGGUCCUGGAGAAACCGUACAGUGAGGCUACAGCUGAACUCAUUGAUCAGGAAGUCAGAAAACUGGUGGAUGAAGCAUAUGAGCGCACCCUGCAGCUCAUCAUGGACAAAAAGGAUGAAGUGGAUAAGGUGGGGAAGCGGUUGCUUGAGAAAGAGGUUCUAGACAAAGCCGACAUGGUGGAGCUGCUCGGUCCUCGGCCAUUCCAAGAGAAGUCAACCUACGAGGAGUUUGUAGAAGGAACAGGGACCUUUGAAGAAGACACAAGCCUUCCAGAGGGCCUCAGGGACUGGAACCAGGAGAGAGGAGGGGAGGCUGAAGAGACAGGCCCAACCCAGGACAAACAGCAGGCAAUGUAGGGCCUGGGAUACUUGGAGAAAACAUCUUAUCUGGACAAAAAGUAGUUUAGUUCUUCUCUGUCUGGGAGGAUGACAAAACCAUUGGGUA
Cyprinodon variegatus (sheepshead minnow) is the source of this 2491-nucleotide messenger RNA. RefSeq names its product AFG3-like protein 1 (gene afg3l1). Gene Ontology annotation, cellular component: membrane; m-AAA complex. Bases 127 to 2403 code for a protein of 758 amino acids. The record is from RefSeq and is a predicted model, not a curated record. Gene Ontology annotation, molecular function: ATP binding; zinc ion binding; metalloendopeptidase activity. NCBI's taxonomy places the organism in Eukaryota, Metazoa, Chordata, Actinopteri, Cyprinodontiformes, Cyprinodontidae. The transcript has 15 exons. Gene Ontology annotation, biological process: protein-containing complex assembly; mitochondrial protein processing.